GUAUACUUCCGCGUCCAAUGCAUGUUCAUGUGUAGGUUGAAUGGAUGAAACUGAGAGUGCGGAGAGGUAUAGGCAUGCUGUGAUACGGCCGUAUAUAUAUUUGCGGUCAGGACUAUCUUCUCUUAAAGACAACCUCCGCCUUGCAUUGGUUUCCACUCAGUGAUGUCGCGUAUUUGUGUGGCGCACCUGUGAAGAGCGAGACAGGCAGAAGCCGGUUUUUUUAAUUAUUUGAUUCCUUUUCUUUCUUCUGUUCUUUUUUUCCCUUUUGUUUCAUGCAUUUGCUGAAAGGAGAUCAUUUCUGUGUUUUGAUUUAAUAAAUAUUUCAUUUCCUCAUUUUAUCUUGUUUGUGUUGGCUUUUAUGUUUCCAAGUUUGAACUAAGAGAGCGGAAUUCAUCAUUGUGCAAGCUACAAUAUUGGCCAGGUGUUUCAUUCAGAGAUUGUUUGCCAAAGGACGUCCCUAACUUUCAUUUAUAGAAACGACGGCAACUCCAAACUAACAUGGCAGUCAGACUGUGCGAUGUGGCUUCUCUGCUUAGAAGUGGUUCGUGGGCGCCUGAGCCUUGGACUGGGCAAGUAAUUGCUGCCAUGGAAACACAGAUGUCCAACGGGCCAACUUGCAACAACACGAGCAACGGUCCUGCAACAAUCUCAAACAACUGCUCCUCACCUGUAGAGUCAGGGAGCAUAGAGGACAGUAAAACUAACUUAAUAGUCAACUAUCUGCCUCAGAACAUGACCCAAGAAGAGUUGAAGAGUUUGUUUGGGAGCAUCGGAGAAAUUGAGUCCUGUAAACUCGUACGAGACAAAAUAACAGGGCAGAGUCUGGGCUACGGAUUUGUGAAUUACGUGGACCCGAAAGAUGCAGAAAAGGCCAUCAAUACCUUGAAUGGCUUGAGACUUCAGACCAAAACCAUCAAGGUUUCCUAUGCGCGUCCAAGCUCUGCCUCCAUCAGAGAUGCAAAUUUGUACGUCAGCGGCUUGCCAAAAACUAUGCCGCAGAAGGAACUGGAGCAGCUCUUCUCUCAGUAUGGACGCAUUAUUACCUCACGUAUUCUGGUGGACCAGGUGACUGGUGUUUCCAGGGGGGUUGGCUUCAUUCGUUUUGACCGGCGAGUUGAGGCUGAGGAGGCCAUCAAGGGCCUAAACUGUCAGAAGCCACCUGGUGCCACUGAACCCAUUACAGUCAAGUUUGCAAACAACCCGAGCCAGAAGACCAGUCAGGCACUGCUGUCCCAGCUGUAUCAGUCACCCAAUCGAAGGUACCCAGGACCCCUCGCACAGCAGGCACAACGCUUCAGGUUGGACAAUCUGCUGAACAUGGCCUAUGGCGUCAAAAGCAGGUUCUCCCCCAUGGCCAUUGAUGGGGUGACCAGUUUGGCUGGCAUCAACAUCCCAGGGCACGCAGGCACUGGCUGGUGUAUCUUCGUCUACAACCUGGCUCCUGAUGCAGAUGAAAGCAUCCUUUGGCAGAUGUUUGGGCCGUUUGGAGCCGUCACAAAUGUCAAGGUUAUUCGCGACUUCAACACAAACAAGUGCAAAGGAUUUGGUUUUGUCACCAUGACUAAUUAUGAUGAGGCAGCUGUGGCCAUUGCCAGCCUGAAUGGAUACCGCCUCGGGGACAGAGUUCUGCAAGUCUCAUUCAAAACCAACAAAACACACAAAGCCUGAAAAACCUAUUGAGAUUGUUUCUUAGAAAAAAAACAGGAAAUGAGAAAAUGGAGGCGUAUUGACCGUAACUUUCUACAUUAGUAAAAUCAGCUUUGUAAUCAAUAUUUAGCGUCCAACAAUGUGAUUUAUUUAUUUAUUUUUUUUCUCCAUUGCUACGCUUUGAAUCUUCUCAGUAUAGUUUAAACAGAAAAAAAAUCAGCAGGUUUUAAUGCCUGCGAUGUUGAAUCUCUCGCUGUCUUUCAGAUGGACCACCUAAAACGUUACUACAGGUUUUGUCAUUUUGUUGCACAAUGCUUUGAAGCAGUAAGUCUUGUACGGUUAUGUGUUGUGAUUAUUUUCUUCUUUUUUUUUUUUUUUUUUUUUUCUUUCGUUGUAAUUGUGUCCUGAUUUGCCAUAGGUGCGUUUUGCCUUGAGUGAUUAGCAAGUACUUAUUUUGAGCUGUGUUUUGGUUUUGUUGAUUUUUGCCAGUUUAUUGUAAUAUGAGUUGGUUAUUGGUUGGCUGCAUAAUGUUGCUUAUUGUAAACUUAAUGGCUAAAAAGACAAAAAAAAUUCUUAAAGCAGUACCUUGCCAAAGAGCUAAGAACCUCUUUGAUGUGGGUUUAAAAAGCAUCUAUUUUUAUAAAAAGAAAAAUUUGGAGAAACUUUUUACUGGACCUGGAACAAAAUAUUUUGACUUGGAUACUUUGAGAAAUAUCUUCAUAUGACACCUUGUGAGCUUUUGAACUUUACAAGAAAGUUUGCAGUGGUUGACAUUUCUGGAGAGAUUUAUGAUGUAAAAGAUACCUUUUGAGAUCUUUGUAUUAUCUUUAGAUUAUAGAAUCAGUGGUAAUGCUGGUUUCAUUUGUAAAUCUGUGGGUCCUCAGUCAUCCUGGUUGCCUGGUCGACUAGCAACUCUUUCCGAUUCAGAUUUGGAAACGGAUAAAAAUAAAAAGGUUGAUUUGCAAACCGUGCAUGCAAAAUUACAAUAAGAUCUUAAAAGGUAAACUGGGGUGGGGGGAUUAAAAUCAGUUCUUCCUCUAAAAUUACUUUCAGAUGGAACUCAUGGUGUUUUGUGGUGUACCUACAAUAUAUCAUUAGACUGAUUUUUGUCUUAAUAUCAACCAUAGGGGGUUUUUACGUACUUGCUAUGAAAGAUUGAGGACAAGCAGAUGAAGGCAGCCGCAUUAAAAAAUAAAAAUAAAAAGGUCUGAAGAAUCGGAUGAUUCCUGAGCUUUGAGCUGUGUAAAUAAGUCCUUUUUUACGUUGAGUAUUUGGCAGACUUCUUUUGGUUCUAGUUUGGACUUCAUUGAUAAGUGAUUGUUUUUUUGUUUUUUUUAUUUUUAUCUUGGAGUAUGUAAGAUUUCUUUUUUACAUUUGCCUUUUUAAUUUUCCUGAGUUUACUUGAUUUGUUGUCCUAUGGACUAGCAUUACAGUGCAUCAAAUUUGUUGUUUGGUCUGUAGAUAGCCUUGCUUCGUUUAAAAAAAGAACAAAAAAACAAAAGUAUUAAACUAUAGACAUUUUGUUUGUUUUUUUUUUUUUAUAUAUAAACAUUAUAGAUAUAUAUUUAUGUGGUAAAGAAUGGAUAUAAACCACAGUUUUGAACUUUUUUUUUUUCUUUUUUUUUUUCAUACGCAUAUAUAUCCGUAAUGCAUAUAACCUGUCUUAAAAUCGUAUAAAGGUGUAUAUUGCUUUAUUCUCUUUGGGGAAGGACAGUGAAGCAGUUGCAUUAACGAUAACGAAAAUUAGUUGCUAAAGUUUGUCAAACAUCGAUCUUGACCAAAUCCUCAGACGCACUGACAACUGCACCUGCAUCCUGCUUGGUAUUUGAACCAAUUACUAGUCAUGCUUCCCCUUAAAUGAGCAGUGUGCUAUGCAUUAUGAUUCUUUGCAACUGCUUUUUCUUUAUCUAUUCCUUCUUUGUGUUAUUUGUAAAAGUUUAACUUUAAGUCUAGGUGAGUUGUGAUACACGCUGCUGUGGGGGGAGAGCGUGCAUUUUUCAUGCCUGACCCAUCGUUGUCGGUAAUUUUUUCUUUUUGUAAACUCUUAACAAUUAUUUGGUCCUGGCAAAUUGUGCGGAUGGUCCGGCAUGGAAAAAUGUUCCCUUCCAACCCCCCCCUUUAUCUCAAUUCUUAAUGAGAAUGAUUAUUUAAAGUUGUAUAGUCUGACUUGGUUGAAGGCAUUUUUGGAAUAGAAUCUUUUGUUUAUUUAAAAUGAUGUACAUGUUCUUUACUUUAAAUACUUUGUAUUAUUUGUGUUCAGUACAUCAAUAAAUAAGUUUGAAGGGCAA
Messenger RNA from Melanotaenia boesemani (Boeseman's rainbowfish), 3935 nucleotides. It is a transcript of the gene elavl2, whose product is annotated as ELAV like neuron-specific RNA binding protein 2. Bases 499 to 1668 code for a protein of 389 amino acids. Gene Ontology annotation, molecular function: RNA binding. The record is from RefSeq and is a predicted model, not a curated record. The transcript is spliced from 8 exons. Gene Ontology annotation, cellular component: ribonucleoprotein complex. Lineage: Eukaryota; Metazoa; Chordata; Actinopteri; Atheriniformes; Melanotaeniidae.